This is a messenger RNA of Tuber melanosporum (Perigord truffle), 2761 nucleotides long. RefSeq lists its product as uncharacterized. Gene Ontology annotation, cellular component: endoplasmic reticulum membrane. Gene Ontology annotation, biological process: dolichol-linked oligosaccharide biosynthetic process; glycolipid translocation. Gene Ontology annotation, molecular function: ornithine decarboxylase inhibitor activity. NCBI's taxonomy places the organism in Eukaryota, Fungi, Ascomycota, Pezizomycetes, Pezizales, Tuberaceae. The record is from RefSeq and is a predicted model, not a curated record. The transcript is spliced from 6 exons. The coding region runs from base 1 to 2451 and encodes 816 amino acids.
AUGCCCUCAAAACCGCCCAAACAUCCACCUCCACGGGAUGAGAGGGAGAAUCGCCGAUCUCUCCUAUCCGCGUCCGCCGAGGGCGUAAAGUUCCUAAUUUUACUACAAGUGACCUCCCGCCUACUAACCUUCCUCAUGAACCAACUCCUACUACAGUAUCUCUCCCCCUCACUCCUGGGUAUCUCGGUACAACUGGAGCUUUUCAUGAUAUCUAUUCUAUACUUUUCUCGGGAAUCGCUACGGACAGCGCUACAACGCCAACCCUCCUCUUCCACUACCGCCGUCUCCGCCGCCCCUACCCCCACCGAGCUCCCCAAGGCUGGUAGCAAACUAAUCGAAGGGACCCCAGCGGCCCACCACCAAACCGUCAUAAACCUCUCCCUCCUAACCCUCCCGCUCGGCCUCCUCUUUGCCGCGACACUAUCCCUCUUCUACACCCAUUCCUUUGCAUCCAGCGAGACGGCCUCUCAGCCGUUCUUUUAUGAGAGCGUGUGUCUCUACGCUCUCGCGACCAUCGUGGAGUUGGCGGCGGAGCCAUACUUUGCGCUUGCGCAGUUGGGGUUGAGGUAUAAAGCGCGCGCGACGGCGGAGAGCGCGGCGGCAUUAAUCAGGUGCAUUUUGACCUGUGGGGUUACGGUUGCGGUUGCGAAGGGGGUGGUUGGGGAGGAGCUGAGGGGGCGGGGAGUGGGGCCCUUGGGGUUUGCGGUUGGGCAGGUUGGGUACGCAGUUGCACUUUUGGGGGUUUACAUGUGGUGUUUUUUGGGGGAGGGGGGGACGGAGGGAUGGGGUGUUGGGUUGAAGGGGAUUGAGCCUAGAUCAAGCUACCACCUAACCUACUUCCACAAACCCCUCACCUCCCUGGCAGCAAGCAUGUGGCUCCAAUCCGCCCUAAAGCACCUCCUAACCCAGGGCGACUCCCUGAUAAUAACUUACUUCACAACGAACCACGUUCAGGGCAUCUACGCCUUAUCCUCAAAUUACGGCUCACUAAUAGCACGCAUGCUCUUCCAACCAAUCGAAGAAUCCUCCCGCGGCCUCUUCGCGGGUCUCCUCUCCUCCACCGCGACUCCUUCAAGGGAAGAUAUAACCUCCGCAAAAGCAACCCUCCAAACACUCCUAAGGCUCUACCUCCUCCUCUCCACCUUCUUCAUCUCCCUCGCCGCGCCAUUCGCGCCAUUCGCGCUCUCACUGAUCGCAAGCCGGCAAUGGACGGCCGCGAGCGACGCUGGCGAAACGCUCUCCGCGUUCUGCUAUUACAUCCCCCUCCUCGCGAUCAACGGCGUUACGGAGGCGUUCGUGCAGAGCGUCGCAAACGAGCGGGAGCUGGCAGGGCAGUCGGCUUGGAUGUUCGCUUUCAGCCUGGGCUUUGCCGCCGUUGGCUGGGUUUUCCUGAAGGUUCUGGGGUGGGGCGCGCGGGGAUUGGUCGCAGCGAACGGAGUCAACAUGCUCGUGAGGAUUCUGUGGAGCGCGGGGUUCGUUAGGGGCUAUUUUGCCAGGUUCGAGAAGGAAGGGGAAGGGUUCAAGGAGGCUUUAUUACCCGGUUGGGUGUUUUUGAGUACGGCUCUAGGGGCUGGAGUGCUUGCUAGGGGGAUUGUCUCGGAGGUAAUAAUUCCCGUCAACAUAUGGGCUUUGCUCGCCCGGUUCUCGCUAGCUGUUACGCCACCUCCAAGUCUUGUUCAACCGGUGUUCAAGGGUUCCAUUACUCUUCGACCGGCGCGGACGGGGCGCAGUGGCGUUCCUGAGGUCUCCUCGGGAUAUCCGACAAGUCCUCCUUACUCCAACGGCGGUCGUCGUAAUGGCGCCGCCGCUGGUCAUGGUAAGGGGGCAUCGAGAAUCAUCGCAAAGGAGUGUGAGAGACUACUUUGUAGAGACAUGAGGCGGAUUUUCCUUGGUGGAGGGAAUAAUCCGAAGAGUGUCCCUGUCCCGAUGAUCUCGGUUAAUAGCGGCGGAAAUAACAAUAAUUACAGCAAUGGAGUUGACGCGAAGGAGAUGCAGUUCAUUGAGGUGUGGGAUUAUGUUGGUGGUGCAAGCUUUAGAGGGUUUGUUGCUGAGAAGGGAAUUGAGAAGAGUUUGUUCUUGUUCUUUGAGCAUGUCGAGGGGACACAGUUGAAGCAUGGGCUGAUCGCUCUUAUCGAAUUGGCCAGCGAAUGUUUCAGCUGUGAUCGUCUGGUUAUUUGCUUGGAUCGCAAGACGGAUAGGAUUCAUUCACUUAUCCGCGAUCUUGGAUGGGUUGGUUUCGAGCUCAUCACCCUUUCUCAUUGGUUACAGCUGGAUAGCACUCCAAGUCCUCAGGCAAUGGCCCCAAUCGUUUUCCCUCCUACACCGCCGUCAAGUUACUCCUCAACCAACGCCCGCAGUGGCAGCUUUUCCAGCGUUUCGUCAACCACCUCAUCGGUAGUAGAUGAAGAAGUAACAAGCGAUCGGUGGAUCUUUGUCGGUAUGGAAUUGUAAAGGGAUUUUUCCCGCGACUUUCCUUGGAAGCGUGAUACAGAGGCUACUUUAUUAUUUCACUCCAUUCGUUUGGUUCUUGAGUCUUUUUUUCGUUGCUGUUUUUUUUCCCUUUUCCCUUCUUUCUUGUUCUCUUCACACAAAAGGUUCGGUUUUCGUUAUGAUUGGGAUGGUCGUUUUGAGAAUUACUUGCAUCGGGGAAAUUUUUAUCUAUUCCUUUUUUUUCCCUUUGGUCCAACCCAAAAUUUGAUUGCGUUGUGAUAAUAUUAUGAAAAUAAAGUCUGAAAGCGUGGAUAUACGUGAUGCAAUGUUA